Messenger RNA from Dovyalis caffra, 270 nucleotides. NCBI's taxonomy places the organism in Eukaryota, Viridiplantae, Streptophyta, Magnoliopsida, Malpighiales, Salicaceae. The record is from the annotation of a GenBank genome assembly.
AUGGUUCGAGCUGCACUACGGUGUUUGCUGACUGUUGGUAAUGCUUAUAUUAAAAAGUCAGGCCUGUCUAUUCCUCCCUAUCUUUCUUGGGAAAGGUCUGUAAGGGACUGGUGGAUAAGGAAGCCGAAAUUCAAAUUGACUAAAUUCAUGGGGCAUGAUGAUCGUCUUAUGCCAAUUGAGACAGUUAGCACUUAUCAGAAACAACUAACAAAUGUUCAACAAAAACGUCGGGAAACAGACAUUGGAAUCGGUACCAGAUUUUUCGACUAA